Messenger RNA from Anopheles stephensi (Asian malaria mosquito), 2796 nucleotides. Its product is annotated as serine-rich adhesin for platelets-like. NCBI's taxonomy places the organism in Eukaryota, Metazoa, Arthropoda, Insecta, Diptera, Culicidae. The transcript has 3 exons. The record is from RefSeq and is a predicted model, not a curated record. Bases 1 to 2796 code for a protein of 931 amino acids.
AUGCACACCGGGCAUCAACCGGCCGAGCACCAUCACCAUCACCAGGAGGACACAGGCGGUGAGGAAGAAGAGAUAGUGCGUAGAAGACAGCAGCAGCAGGAGGAGGAAGACGAGGAGGAGGAGGAGGUGGCCGGAACGACGGCCACCAUCUGUACCGAGGACGAGCGACACGCCGGUGACAGCGCAUCGACGAUGUACGCCGAGAACUGUCACUGCAGCCGAGGCAAUCUCACCACGACGGAUGACGACGACGAGAUCCAACAGUACUUCGUGGUCGAUCAGCCUCCGCCGCAGCAACAGUCGCAACAGUCACAACCACAACAACCACAGCAACCGUACACAUCACAGCAGAUGUCCUCGCUCCAGCGGAACCUUUCGAGACGUCCUUCCGUGUCGAGUUCGCAUCGCAGCGCACGAAGCACGCCCCGAUCGCGCCGCGUAACGACUCCGCUCAGUGGGGCAAGCUGUUGCUCCCAUCAUUCGCAUCACUCGCAGCCAGCGCCGGUGGGCUCCGUCGCGCCCUACGGAGCCGGGCAGCACGGGCCUCAAUCACCGGCCGCCUUGAGUCGACGAACGCUGCCCGACAGUGGCGGAUCGAAUGCGACCAUCUCGAACUUCAACAUCAACCCGGCACGGUUCCAGUGCAGCUACUACACGGCGGACGAGAGCGAGAACUCGUACUGCUCGAUCAGUGGUGAAAACAUUCGUCAGAUCCAGGCACAGACGGCCAUCCAGCAUCAGCUCGAUCGAGAGGAGCAACGACAGCGACUCCAACCGCUUCCACUGGCCGGAACUGUUGCUCCCGUUGGGGAAGCACUCAUCAACGAUAACGACAGUCAGCAGGACAUUGCGAGUCUCAACGAGUCACUGCUCUCGACCGUGGGCUCUACGUCAAGUGAUCAGCCGGGCGGGUCGACGACGACCACGACCAGUACGACCACCUCCACGACACAGCGACAGCUGCAGCAGGUCCAGGGCACACCGAAGAGCGCUGGCAGUCAACUCGUGCUAACGCCCUCCAAGAUCACGAUCGAGAACAUCGGACAGCUGUCGGAGAUCGGUACGGCGAACUACGAGUUUGACGAUCUGGACAUCAACAUCCCCGAGAUCUUCCAAUCGCCUUCGAAGAUCAAGUGGAGCUUCCUGGCGAAUCUGGACGAGAGCAAGUCGAACAAGUCGCGCAUCAGUUCCGUGUCUUCGCUGGUCGAUGCUGGAAGCAGUACCCGAGGGCGCAGUGGAACUGAAUCUGGCGGAGCGGACGUUAGUGAGACGGCGAGCGACAAUGAGUACAGCCCGAACCGGAUUCGACGUCGGCGGCCAGAGCCUUUGCCGGUGGGUGAGCCAAGUCACGCGUCUGGUGCAGGCAUUCAAGCUUCCUCGUCCAGCUGCAAGAUCGAAGAGCUGCUCAAGAAGUCGUCCCCGUCGGCAUCGGCUUCCGACUUCAAGACGGUUUCGAUCUGGCGCGCCGAGAACGGCGAUGAAGGGAACGCGAUCAUCUUCCACCACGAGAGCGAGAUCGUGGAGAACUGCUGUACGAAUCAUUUUUUAGACCACAGUAGCUACGAUGUCUGUCGGGUGGAUAACUGCGACUAUCUGAUCAAGAGCGCGAGCGAGGACACGGACAACGCGGGCACGAAGCGAACCUCGUCCUGUGGGAGUCUGUGCAAGAGUGAGGAGCGAUUGAACAACACGAUCAUGCCUUCGACGACGUGCACCGGGCUUGGGACGAAGCAGCUCGAGCUGAAGCAGCGUAACAUCUUCACAUCCACGCUGGCGGGAACGACCACUACGAGCGCCUCGAUGACCAGUGCCUGUGGAGGCACUACGAUACCGAUGUCCGCCACGACUACCACCGUGUACAGCAUCAUCUCGCCCGAUCUGAAGCGGUUCGAGAAGCAGACGAAUCUGAACCGAAACUCGGUCAACCUCAGCCAGAACAUGCCGCCCUCCUCCCCUUCAUCUUCGUCCACCUCGUCGAUCUUCGCCGGGAACUAUGGGUCCGCGGUCUAUCGCAACAUCAACCAGCAGCAACAGCAGCAGCCACCGCACCAGACGCUUCACACCGCACCAGCCAGCUCCAUCUCGCGAUCUGCCACCUCCAGUCUGCAGCGAUCGGGUCGACAACCGUCCGGUCCUCCAUCGGGCUCCGGUGGCUUCAACAAUCAAUCCAACAACUAUCCCAGCAGCACACUCGAUCGAUCCACACUCGGUGGCCGCACACUGUCCACCAUGUCGCUAGGCUUUAGUGAUACGCGCCGUGAUCCUCACACCCCACAGCCCGGCGAUCCAGCCGCCCCUCCGUUCAGCAUUACCGGGGUCAGCGAAACGGCUGCCAGCACAGCAGCAACGGCGGCAGCGGCAGCCGCCACCCAAUUCUACAACAAAUCCUACCACUACAACCUUACCGCGCAGAAUCAACUCUACUUCCAGGCGUUCUCGAACCUGGUGCGCGAGCAGGAACAGCAGCAGCAGCAGAACUGCGAGUUCCACCAGGCACAGCCACAAACUCCGUCGCCUCAACCUCAGCCGAGCUGCCCACAGUGCUACGAGUACUACGGCUGUCAGGCCCAGUACUACGCGAACGCGACGAACGAGGCGGACAACGAGUUUGCCGAGUGUAAUGCGGGCGGGUCCGGUGGAGUUGUGCUGCGUCGCGGCGGUUGGCGCCGGAAUGUAGGCACCACGCUGCGCAUCAACGGGUUGGUGCGGGUUGUGCGUACCCGAGCGAGAAAGUGUGCCGAUUACAUCCGGCAGAAGGAACACCAGAGCAAUAACCGAUUCCGACGGCGAAAGUAA